GACCCUGCGAGGAUGUGGGGCUGUCGACUGAGACAGGUGCUCUGCAGCUUCCACCAGCAGCUGAAGAAAGGUUUCAGGAUUCUCCCAGCUUCGACCCACGGGCAUCACACAGUCCCCACCUCACCCAGCUGUGCCUGGCAGUUAAAAGAUGGUCACCUAGAGGUGAAAUACAGGGACACCCUCAUGCGCUUCGAUUACAUUUGGCUUCGGGACCACUGCCGCUCGCCGUCUUGCUACAACACCAAGACCAACCAACGCAGUCUGGAUACGGCGAGUGUGGACCUCACAAUCAAGCCCCAGGUGGUGCGAGUCGAUGAAGCCACUCUCUUUGUCACCUGGCCGGAUGGCCACGUGACCAAGUAUGGCCUGGAAUGGCUGCUGAAGAACAGCUACGAGGGACAGAAGCAGCAGAUCAUGCAGCCCCGGAUGCUGUGGAACGCCGAAAUUUACCAGGCAGCUCAAGUGCCUUCCGUGAACUACCACAGCUUCUUGGAAACCAACGAGGGACUGAGGGAAUUUCUGCAGAACUUCCUGCUGUACGGCAUUGCCUUCGUGGAAGACGUUCCUCCCACCAAGGAAGACACGGAGAUCAUAGCGGAGAGGAUCAGCUUGAUCAGAGAAACCAUUUACGGCAGGAUGUGGUAUUUCACCUCUGACUUUUCCCGAGGAGACACCGCUUACACCAAACUGGCUUUGGACCGUCAUACAGAUACCACUUACUUUCAGGAACCUUGUGGCAUCCAGGUACUCCAUUGCCUGAGGCAUGAAGGGACAGGGGGCAGAACACUCCUGGUGGAUGGCUUCUACGCAGCAGAGCAAGUCCUACAGCAAUCCCCAGAAGACUUUGACCUUCUCACAAAGGUGCCGCUGAAGCACGAAUACAUCGAGAACAUGGGAAGCUGCCACAACCACAUGAUUGGGGUUGGACCUGUCUUGAAUAUCUACCCCUGGAACAAGGAGCUCUACCUGAUCAGGUACAAUAAUUACGACCGAGCUGUCAUUAACACAGUGCCUCAUGACACUGUGCACCGUUGGUACAUUGCGCACCGCACACUCACUGCUGAGCUACGGAGGCCAGAAAACGAGCUCUGGGUCAAACUGAAACCGGGCAAAGCCCUCUUUGUGGACAAUUGGCGAGUGCUGCAUGGCCGAGAAUCUUUCACAGGAUAUCGCCAGCUUUGUGGUUGCUACCUCACCAGAGAUGACGUGCUAAACACAGCCCGUUUCCUUGGACUUCAAGCCUAAGGUGGCUGGGGCUUCUGAUACUCUGGAGCUACUGAUUCAGGAAUGGGAGAGAA
Molecule: messenger RNA, 1298 nt
Organism: Protobothrops mucrosquamatus (brown spotted pit viper)
Lineage: Eukaryota; Metazoa; Chordata; Lepidosauria; Squamata; Viperidae
Gene: TMLHE
Product: trimethyllysine hydroxylase, epsilon
Exons: 8
Coding region: 13-1245 (410 amino acids)
Biological process (GO): carnitine biosynthetic process
Cellular component (GO): mitochondrion
Molecular function (GO): trimethyllysine dioxygenase activity; iron ion binding
Source: RefSeq, a predicted model, not a curated record